Molecule: messenger RNA, 2712 nt
Organism: Stegodyphus dumicola
Lineage: Eukaryota; Metazoa; Arthropoda; Arachnida; Araneae; Eresidae
Gene: Ost48
Product: dolichyl-diphosphooligosaccharide--protein glycosyltransferase non-catalytic subunit Ost48
Cellular component (GO): endoplasmic reticulum membrane; oligosaccharyltransferase complex
Source: RefSeq, a predicted model, not a curated record
GGGUUUGGCACACGUCGGUGUCGGCAUUUCGGCUUUAAACUUGUUAUAAGUGUUGAUUGUGCUGAGGAAAUGAUUAUCAUGGUCGUUUGAUUAAUUUUAUUAACAUUUAUGAACAAAUUUCUGGGGCAGAAAACUUAAGCGGCUUGUAGAAUUUUUUUAAAUAGUAGGAUAAUUUAUAUUGUAAAUUAUAUUAUGGAUUUCAAGGCUGUUUUCGCAGUAGUUAUAUUUAGUCUCUCUUCAGUUUUACAUUCUGCCUAUUGUGGAGGCGAAACCCUUGUUUUAUUAGACAACUUAGCUAUUAGAGAAACUCAUUCCAUUUUCUUUAAAAGUCUGCAAGAUCGAGGAUUUCGUCUAACCUAUAAAACAGCAGAUGAUCCUGGUUUGACUUUGAUAAAAUAUGGAGAAUAUUUGUUUCAGCACUUGAUAAUAUUUUCACCAUCUGUUGAGGAAUUUGGAGGCAACUUGAAUGUUCAAGCAAUAACAGAUUUUAUUGAUGCUGGAGGCAAUGUCCUUGUUGGUGCAAGCUCUAAUGUUGGGGAUUUAAUAAGAGAACUGGCUAAUGAAUGUGGUUUUGAAAUUGAUGAAGAAGGUUCAGCUGUAAUUGAUCAUUUAAAUUAUGAUAUUGAAGAUGAUGGCAAACACACUCUGAUAGUUGCUGAUCCUAAGAAUUUAAUAAAUGCAAAGACUGUGAUUGGUUCAAAUGAUAUACCCCCUCUUCUUUUUAAAGGUGUUGGUAUAAUUUCUGAUCAAGAAAAUCCAUUAAUUUUGGAAGUUUUAUCUGCAUCUUCGACAGCUUAUUGUUACAAUCCAGAAAACAAAAUAACAGAGUAUCCUCAUGCUGUUGGGAAAAAUACAUUGCUUUUAUCUGCACUACAAGCCCGGAAUAAUGCCAGAGUGGUAUUUUCAGGCUCACUUGACUUUUUUAGUGAUCAUUUCUUUCAAUCUAGUGUUCAAAAAGUACAUGAUGGAAAGAAGUAUGAGAAAUCAGGAAAUGAGCCUCUAGCUAAAGCUUUGACUCAGUGGGUUUUUAAAGAAACUGGUGUUUUAAGGGCAGGUAAUAUUACCCAUCACAGAAAAGGAGAAACAUCAGCUCCAGAAGCUUAUACAAUAAUGGAUGAAGUGGUUUAUUCUAUAGAAGUAGAAAUAUUAAAGGGUGGCAUCUGGGUUCCAUUCGAUGCUACUGACUUGCAACUGGAAUUUGUUAGGAUUGACCCAUUUGUUAGAACAUCUUUGGAAAAGAAAGGAAAAAAAUAUGUGGCAGAAUUUAAGUUACCUGAUGUUUAUGGUGUGUAUAAAUUCAAAGUUGAUUAUAACAGAAUGGGCUACACACAUUUAUUCGAGACUACACAGGUCUCCGUCAGACCCUUGGAACACACACAAUAUGAGCGUUUCAUUCCAUCAGCAUAUCCAUAUUAUUUGAGUUCAUUUUCAAUGAUGUUUGGUGUUUUUAUCUUCAGUUUUGUUUUCCUGUAUCAUAAAGAUCAUACUAAGGACAAAUCAGAAUAAUAAUUUUAUAUUGAACUAUUAAUCUAAAACUUUGUAUUUAAAUGACCUAAAUAAAUGCCAUUUUUACAAUUUAAAUAGUUGUGUUCUUAGAGGUUAAAUGACACAUAGUGCUAAAAUAAUGCUAAAUUAAGUUGAAACUGUAAUGAAGUGGGAGCUUUCUUGGACAAAGUAAAAAGUUGCCUGAAAAAUCUCCUUUGAUAUUGCGAUUUCUAUGUAGUUCAACAUGUGUAACAACAAUAUUUUGUUUGUGAAUUGUAUUUUUAUAUGAGCAUUGAGUUAAAAAUAAAUAGGGCAUUGCUAUCGUCGUAAUGUUUCUAGGCACACCUUAAAAAAAUUAGAGAUUUUUAUUUAAAAAAAUCUGAAGAUAUACGAGAAUUUAUAAUUAGCUCAUUUUGAAAUUUGGCAUAUUUGUUGUAAGUGGUGAUAACGUAAGGUGUGGUUAACAUAUGUUGUUUAAAUAUUUAAUGAAUUAAACAGAUUUUUAACCUUAAAUUUCCAAAUAAAUUUUUACUGAUAAUUAUUCAUAUGUAAUUUUGUUAUGUGCAUUUUUAUUAAUGAUGCAUAAUAAAUAUUUAUUAAUAAUCCAUUGAAAGCAGUUUUAACUUAUAAGGAAUAUUAAUCAAAUUUUUAAUAUUUUUUCUUUCUUUUAUUGUGUUUGUAAAAGCAAAUUUUUAUCUUUGUCAUAUGCUAUUUUCUUUUAACUUCAUUUAAUUUAAAUUUGCAAAAACUAAGAAAGUUUGAUAACAAAAUUAAAAAAAAGCAGUUGAGAGUUAAAAUGAUGCAGUAUUUUAAAAUCCAAAUUUUACUGUAUGAAAGUAUUCUAACUCAAUAAAAUUAUCUUAUUUUCUGAACUAAAAUUACAUCAAGCAAUGAUAAGAGAAUGAAACUUGCUUUAUUUUAUAAUUAUUUUAAGAGCUUUAUAUCAUGUUUAAAACAAAGUAAAUAGAAAAAUGCUAUUGCUUUCUCAAAAAGUUACAUUUUAAAGAACUGUCUCAGUUAAUACUUUAAAUUGAAUGUCAGAAUGUAAAUCUGGAUUGAAGCAUUACAUGCAAAUUAAAGUCAAAAACUGGAAUAUCUUUUUAUGCUUGUAUAUUCACAGUAAAUACAUAAAUUAAUAAUAUGUAAAUCUGCUAUAUUUUAGAAUUUCUAAGUUUUGCUUUUUUUUAAGGCAUUGUUUGAUUUUUAAACUAAAUUAAAUGAAUUUUU